CCUAAGGGAUCAAGCAGGAGAUGGGAAGUUUUGUACAUUUAAACUUGAAAGACUGGAGUCAGUCCUUGCAGGUAAACAAGACAGGAAAUACUACUAGAUGAGCUAAAUAUACAUUAGGUUUAGAGAAUCUUGCAAGUCUGGAAGUACAAAACAUCCGGCUUAACUGCUUGAUCCACUAAUUUCUACUCAAAUGAAUCACAGCUCAGGAAAUUACAGCUUAGUAUUAUAUGAAUUGAGUCCACAUAUAUGUGGGAUACGUAAUAGCGAUCUACGUGCAGUAAAAUAACUAAGCAAAUGUAUAAAAUAAGCCACUACUUCUUGAGGUAUCAGUAACAAUUAAAAUACAUUAGAUGCAGCCAGGAAAAAUAAGGAUGCCACAACUUCAGGUAGAAAAGAAACAUCCACCUGGCUGAAAAGGAGAAACGGGAGGGGUUGUCUGUCUCUUUGACCCCAGUGUGUAAUUGGUUGCUGGCAUUCCUGUUCUGCAUUCCUCACCUUAAAGGUACAUAUUUCUAGUGCCGACUCCCGAAUUUCCUUGGCACUUGCCGCCUUUCCCAAUAGGCGGAGGCGUAUCUUCCCACCGACUCAGCCUGUCCAACGUGACCGAACGGGCCCUUGGAAGGAGAAAUAGGGAAACACCCAUCUUGACUCCUGCGCAAAACCCUCCCCGCUUUGGUGCAAGUUUGUGCGGAAAAGUUCUCUUUGCUGCAGCCUCCUGGUCUGGGGCUGGGGAAGAGAGUUAGAGUGCUGCGGAAGGGAAUACUGUGCAGGAGCAAUUCUCAACGUGCCUGGCGGGAGAGAAUAACCCGCGGACUGUUUUAUUGCGGCAAAUAAACUUCCCGGAGCACCGCGCUCCCUUGUUCACAGAAAAGAAAGUAGAGAGGGUAGAUGUAAAAAGGGAACUUCGAAACUAAGUGCGCCAGCGCUUCGCUUCCCCCCCUCCCCCCGGAAAGUUUACUUUGCACGUCUGAUGCGCUCUACCUUCAGCCAAUGAGUUUCGGGGAACGAAGGCGCCAGUAUGGUCUUCACAAAGCUCAUACAUUUUGAGUCGUUUUGCACUUUCCUGUUUUCCCAAGUAUUCAUAUCAUGGAGUAUCCAAGAACUACAAAUCAGUCAAGAAAUAAUUGAUAAGAUUUCAGCUGCUUCCCACUUAAUGAAUUGCUCUGCUCCAGUCGAUAUCUUAUUUCUGUUGGAUGGAUCCUAUAGCAUUGGCAAAGGAAGCUUUGAAAGAUCAAAACAUCUGACAAUCAAGCUUUGUGAUGCAUUGGACAUCAGUCCAGAAAAGGUUAGAGUUGGAGCAAUACAAUUCAGCAACACUCCUCACUUGGAAUUCUCACUGGAUGCAUAUUUCACCAAGCAUGAGAUAAAAGACCAACUCAAGAAGAUUGUGUUCAAAGGUGGGAGAACAGAAACAGGUCUUGCUCUGAAACACAUUCUUCAACAAGGAUUCCGUGGAGGCAGGAACUCAUCAGUUCCCCAAAUCCUUAUAAUCUUAACAGAUGGGCGAUCUCAGAACAACGUGUCAACCUUAGCCCAGCAGAUAAAAGAAAGGGGGAUUGCAGUGUUUGCAAUUGGAGUCAACUUCCCAAGGUGGGAAGAAUUGUAUGCUCUAGCAAGUGAGCCAGUUGAAUACUAUACACUGUUUGCAGAAGACACUGAUGAUGCCUCCAAUGGGCUUUAUACCAUGCUUACACUCUCUGAUAUCUGCAGUGCUGCAUUUCCAGGUUGCAGGGCUGAAUCUCAUCCCUGUGAACACAAAACACUUGAGCGAGUAAAAGAACUGGUUGGAAACUAUUUCUGCUGGAAAGGAUCCCAAAGCAAUAAUGUUGUACGCAUAUCACUCUGCCCUUUUUACAACUGGAGGAACAUUUUCAUCAAAUUUCCAUCUACAUGCUAUCGAACCAUAUGCUCAGAUCCUUGUGAUUCCCAUCCUUGCCAGAAUGGAGGCGCUUGCAUUCAACAGGGAUUAGAAGGCUACCACUGUGUUUGCCCAAUGGAAUUUGUAGGGGAUUCCAACUGUGCACCAAAUAUAAAUCUGGAAUGCAGUGUGGACAUUCUUUUGUUGGUGGAUAGUUCAUCCAGCACUACUCUUGAAGGCUUCUUGCACUACAAAACUUUCCUGAAAAGGUUUCUCCAUGUAGUGUGGAAUACAGAAACUCUAGGGAAUGUGGCCGUGGCCCAAUAUAGCAAUGAUGUCAAGAUGGUUGCCCAAAUAGGAGAUUACAGAGAUAUAUUCAGUCUAGUGAAGAUCAUUGAUUCCAUGGAGUUCAAUGGAGGGAACACUUUGACCGGCAAAGCUUUACGAUUUAUUGCACAACGUGGCUUUAAGAGUGCACCAGUCUUUGCUGAUGUUCCUGAUGAUCUUCCACGUGUGGUCAUAUUGCUCACAGAUUCAAAAGCUGAAGAUUCAGUGCUAGAAGCAGCUAGGUUCAGUAGGAAACAAGGUAUUUCCAUCAUUGGAGUUGGCAGUGAAUUUUUAAGAAGAGAACUGGAUGAGAUUACAGGGAAUCCAAAGCGGACAAUUAUCUAUUCCACCACUCAAGAUCUAUUCAAUAAAAUUACUGAAUUACAGAGAAAAAUCUGCAGCAUCGAUAGACAAGGCUGCCUAUCUCAGUCCCUGGAUUUGGUCUUUGCCCUGGAUUCUUCAACGUCAGCUGGAAGGGUUAACUUUGCCCAGAUGAAAAACUUUGUCAGCAGUCUCUCUUCCCAAUUUGGCAUCAAUAGGGAUAUGACACAAAUCAGCCUUGUUACCUUUGGUAAAAGGCCCCAAACAGUAUUUGGACUGGAUGCACAUGUUACUAGUUCAGCUCUUCAAGAAGCCAUCAAACAAGCUCCCUUUAUGGGUGGCUCUGCCUCAGUUGGAAGUGCCUUGCUUCAUAUUCAUGAUGAUGUCACAGUUAUCCAAAAAGGAGCAAGGCCUGGUGUGAAAAAACUUGUGGUAGUCUUCACAAGUGGAUCUGGAGUGGAGGAUGCCAUAGUCCCUGCCCAGCAACUACGUAGUAAUGAUGUAUCACUUUUUAUCAUUGGGAUGGAAAGUGUACAAAUGGACUUACUGUUGAGGAUUGCAGGUUCUUCUAAUAAUCUGGUGAGGAUUUCUUCUUAUGAAGAUCUCAGACAAAAUGAAGACUUUAUCAUGGAAAAAUUAUGUGAUGAAGCCACAAUGCCAGUAAAUAUCUGCAAACCUAACCCCUGCAUGAAUUAUGGAAUUUGUAUUCCUGAAAAUGGCAACUAUUGGUGUCAGUGCCAAGGCUGGGAAGGACCUCAUUGUGAAAACAGAAUGCAAAGCAGUGACACUUCACAAUCAUGGAAACAUUCUGCCAUGAUCCAUAGUCAUCUAAAUUGAGAUGGUUGGGGUUGCUAUACAGAAUUCACCAGUAUUAAAAAAAAGAAGACCCAUGGACUAAAUGCACUAAAACAGACAAAAGAACUUUUGCCUUUAGUUACUGAAAUCAUACUUAUUGGGGAAGUGAAAUGUAUAUUUGCGAGUAAUAUGCUGUUUCUAAGAACAAAAGUUUUGCACAAAAGUAUCUUAUUUAAUCGGAACUAAGGUGACUAAUAUCUAGCAUAUUUUUAUAUUGCAUAUUUAUGUUUGAUAUACUAUUUUUUAACAGAAGUAGCAUUAUCUCUAUAUAAUGCUGCCAUAAAUCCGAGGUUUAAGAGUGGUACAACUUGACAAGCUCUAAUAUGACUUACAAAAUAUAUACUUAUGUUGUUAAUAUGACUAUAAGGGAUGAGAAGCUUUCAUACACAAUACUUACCCAGAUUUGAUUUUGUGAAACCUAAUUUUGUUUCCAAAUAUAUAGAAUGAAUAUGAUUAAGGCACAUUUUACCCUUAAAUGACUUCCAGAUCUACUGGUUUAUAUAAGAUUUUAGAGAUUGGAAAACCCACCAUCAUUCACCAAAGAUAAUAGUUUGUAUCCAUGUUUUUACAUGGCUGUUCCAUUCUUUCGUCCUGAUUUCUUUAGUUUUCUUCUUUAAUUAGGAAAUUCUAUCCCUUUGAUCAAAGCAGGAAUAUUUUGGACUCCCAUUUCCAACCAUUUCUUGCGAUUUUGGAGCCAUGCCAAGUUUACCAUUAACUGCAAAAGGAUGUAUCCGUGGCUACCUCCUGUUCUUAUGGUUUCAUUAAGUCCUAUGCUUUUAUUGAAAAUAUUAUCUAUCAUCUAAUCAAUCAGUUAGAGAAGAAGGGUUGUAUUGCCCCAAAGCAAUACAUAUAGCAAUCCAAAACUGAUUAGAAGUAACUUUCAAGCAUAAAAAUAUGGAUAUAAUACUCUUCCAUUGUUCCUUUCUAGCAAUUGAUACGCACUGUCUGCAACAUCAAAGAUGGUAGAUUAUUGUGAAAUUGUAGUAAUAUUGAUACAUUCUCCAUGAAUUUGUCUAUUCCCAUUUUUAAAAUCAUCUACGUUGGCUUCCACCCUCAUCCAAAAUUAUAGUAAACCAAUCUAUGUUUACUUAUUGUGGCUAGCAAAUAAAGCUGAAAUAAAAAAAGAGAGUCAAAAUAAAUAAGCCUAUACAAGAAUCUCUCUAAAAUCUUACUGUGGACCCCCUGCCAAAGCCUUGAUGCUAGAUUACAAAGCUUUCCAACAUUGUAGGUUAUAUAAAAACCUGAUCAGUGAGUGGGAAAUAAACAUGAUAACUGGCUGAUUGCUUUUCCAGGUAUUGUUGCUAGAAGGGGGAAAACUAAAAUCCUAAUACAAUGUUGCAUUAAACUGCAGUAUAAAAGAACAUACAUUAUUGAUUCUCCUUGCAUGCUACAAGGGCAUAUAUGAAGAGCCACAGGGAGUCUGUAAUAUCUUUCCUUAACAGUGCUGAAAGAAGAGCUUUGAUAGUUGGAAUAAGUCAGGGAGAAAAUGUAGACAGCCAUGCCUCUUUGAUUCAUUCUUUUUGGUCCUUAGAAAAAAAAUGGGCAAAGUAUCACUAGGAAACAGAAUGCAGCUCAGUGGGCAGAUAGAUAAUUUUAAACCAAUAAUUAAAUAUUGCUAGCCAGUUUCUUAACUCUGAUGUGCUCUCCUUCAAGCCCAAGAGGUGCAUUUGAGAUGCAUUUGAAGUAUCAAGCUUCAAAAAGUUAUUUCUAGAAUCUUGACUGAACAGAUCCCAAGAGAUUAAAGCUAGAAUAUAGUCCCAUAGCUGCCCCAGAUAAAAGCGCUAAAGCUUUUGCCUGAUACAAUGUAGUGGCUACAGUACUGAAUUCCCUAAUUUCACUGAAGAAUAUUCAGAAAGUGGUCAAAUUAAGAAAGACUGAUUUAGUGCAAAACAUAUAAGUACGGGUGAUUUAGAAUUGGAGCAGUGAUGGGAAGGGAUUGAGAGAAAUACUGUAUUAUGAACAUUAUUUGGCAAGAAAAUCCUCCGAGAAUUAUCUGGAAGGGAAGUCAUUUUGCUGUUGCUGCCAAUCUAUUUAGAGCUCCCUGGAUAGUUUGCUAUGUAGCCCUGCAAUCCUAUUUGUGUCUGCUCUAAAGUAAAUCCCAUCAGCGUAGGUUUACUCACCACUAAAAGGUUUUAUGAUUUCAGCCUAAGUUAGCUGAGCAGUGUAUCCAUCUGGCAGGCUUUCUUUUAUUAUAGAACUGGCAUUAUUCAUAAAAUUCUGCCUCUUGUUCUACAAGCAACCCAAUGAAGAUUUUAUGUGGUUCAAAAAUGCAACUGCUAAGCUUUCAGUGUUCUUUUCUGCUGAUUCUGAAGGUGUUUCUCUUCUCCACUUAUUGAAUUUCCUUUAUGUGGGAAUAAAAAUAGAGUUAUUUUUGCUUGAUCGACCCUUUUGCAGAUCAAAAGCGUCAGCAAUUCAUGUUGGUAUGUUUAAUAAAUAUUUAACAUGCUGCAGUCA
Molecule: messenger RNA, 5815 nt
Organism: Crotalus tigris (Tiger rattlesnake)
Lineage: Eukaryota; Metazoa; Chordata; Lepidosauria; Squamata; Viperidae
Gene: VWA2
Product: von Willebrand factor A domain containing 2
Exons: 14
Coding region: 1019-3343 (774 amino acids)
Biological process (GO): calcium-independent cell-matrix adhesion
Cellular component (GO): basement membrane
Source: RefSeq, a predicted model, not a curated record